Molecule: messenger RNA, 3987 nt
Organism: Medicago truncatula (barrel medic)
Lineage: Eukaryota; Viridiplantae; Streptophyta; Magnoliopsida; Fabales; Fabaceae
Product: disease resistance protein RPV1
Exons: 8
Coding region: 185-2467 (760 amino acids)
Biological process (GO): signal transduction; defense response
Molecular function (GO): ADP binding
Source: RefSeq, a predicted model, not a curated record
UGUCCAAAAGAUGAACAGUAAUGACAUGGAAGAAAUUAGCAAGAAGAAGAGGUGGUAGUACAAUGAUUGGUCCACACGACUAUAGGAAGUUUCACAUACCAUUUCUGUCAUAACUUUUCUCAUAAGUUAUAAAGUUACUUAUCAAAGACUUCACAGACCACAAAAACUUCUCAUUCAUAUUCUCAUGGCUAUGCAAUCACCUUCCUCUUCCACUUCAAUUUCCUAUGAUUACAAAUACCAAGUAUUCCUCAGUUUCAGAGGAAGUGACACUCGGUACGGUUUCACCGGCAAUCUCUACAAGGCUCUUACUGACAAGGGAAUCAACACCUUCAUUGAUGACAAUGGUCUUCAAAGAGGAAAUGAAAUCACACCAUCACUUCUCAAGGCCAUUGAAGAGUCUAGGAUUUUUAUUCCUGUGUUUUCUAUCAACUAUGCCUCUUCUUCGUUUUGUUUGGACGAACUUGACCACAUCAUUCAUUGCUACAAGACAAAGGGUCGCCCUGUUUUGCCUGUUUUCUUUGGUGUGGAUCCUUCUCAUGUGCGACAUCAUAAAGGUAGUUAUGGUGAAGCAUUGGCUGAGCAUGAAAAGAGGUUUCAAAAUGAUCCGAAAAACAUGGAGAGGUUGCAGGGAUGGAAAGACGCUCUGAGCCAGGCUGCUAACUUGUCCGGCUACCAUGAUAGUCCUCCUGGAUAUGAAUACAAGCUUAUUGGAAAGAUAGUCAAAUACAUCUCCAACAAGAUCAGUCGACAGCCCUUAAAUGUUGCCACUUACCCUGUUGGAUUGCAGUCUCGAGUACAACAAGUGAAAUCGCUUCUUGAUGAAGGAUCUGAUCAUGGGGUCCAUAUGGUUGGAAUUUAUGGGAUUGGAGGCUUGGGAAAAUCAACACUUGCGAAAGCAAUUUAUAACUUUAUUGCUGAUCAAUUUGAAUGCUCAUGUUUUCUUGAAAAUGUGAAAGAGAGUUCAGCUUCAAAUAACUUGAAAAAUCUCCAGCAGGAGCUCCUUUUAAAAACACUUCAACUUGAAAUUAAGUUAGGAAGUGUUAGCGAAGGAAUUCCUAAAAUAAAGGAAAGGCUACAUGGAAAGAAGAUUCUUUUGAUUCUUGAUGAUGUUGACAAACUGGAUCAGCUAGAUGCUUUGGCUGGAGGACUUGAUUGGUUCGGUCCUGGAAGCAGAGUCAUCAUCACCACCCGAGAUAAACACUUACUAGACUGUCAUGGGAUAGAAAAAACAUAUGCAGUAGAAGAGUUGAAUGGGACAGAAGCUCUUGAAUUGUUGAGGUGGAAGGCUUUUAAAAAUGAGAAAGUUCCUUCAAGUUAUGAAGACAUUUUAAAGCGUGCAGUUGUAUAUGCUUCUGGCCUUCCAUUAGCGAUAGAAGUAGUGGGUUCUAACUUGUUUGGAAAGAGUAUUGCAGAAUGUGAGUCUACAUUAGAUAAGUAUGGAAGAAUUCCACAUAAAGAUAUCCAAAAGAUACUUAGACUCAGCUAUGAUGCUUUGGAAGAAGAGGAGCAGAGUGUCUUUUUGGAUAUUGCUUGUUGCAUCAAAGGAUGUAGAUUGGAGAAAGUCAAACAGAUACUUCAUGCUCAUUAUGGUUAUUCCAUAGAAAGCCACAUUGGAGUGUUGGUUGAUAAGUCUCUCAUAAAUAUUAGUUGGUGCUGUUUCAGUGGUAUCAAAGUGACAUUACAUGAAUUGAUAGAGGUCAUGGGUAAAGAAGUCGUCCGACAAGAAUCACCUAAAGAGCCUGGAGAAAGAAGCAGGUUAUGGUCUCAAGAUGAUAUAGUUCAUGUUUUAAAAGAAAACACUGGAACUGGUAAAACUGAAAUGAUAUGUAUGAAUUUGCACUCUAUGGAAUCUGUAAUAGACAAGAAAGGAAAGGCCUUCAAAAAGAUGACAAGAUUGAAAACACUUAUUAUUGAAAAUGGCCAUUGUUCUAAAGGUCUCAAGUAUCUUCGAAGCAGUUUGAAAGCAUUGAAAUGGGAAGGAUGUUUAUCAAAGUCUCUAUCGUCUAGUAUUUUAAGCAAGAAGUUCCAGGAUAUGACAAUCUUGAUAUUGGACCAUUGUGAAUAUUUAACACAUAUACCCGAUGUCUCAGGGCUUUCAAAUUUAGAAAAGUUAUCAUUUGAAUAUUGUAAGAAUUUAAUUACAAUUCACAAUUCGAUUGGACACCUAAAUAAACUUGAAAGGUUAAGUGCAUUUGGUUGCAGGACGCUCAAACGUUUUCCACCUUUAGGGUUGGCAUCUCUUAAAGAAUUGAAGCUUUCUUGUUGUUAUAGUCUCAAAAGUUUUCCAAAAUUAUUAUGCAAGAUGACAAAUAUAGACAAGAUUUGGUUUUGGUAUACUUCCAUACGAGAAUUGCCAUCUUCAUUUCAAAAUCUCAGUGAACUUGAUGAGUUAUCAGUACGGGAAUUUGGAAUGCUGAGGUUCCCAAAACAUAAUGAUAGAAUGUAUUCUAUAGUGUCACCAUCUUAGUCAUAUUAAUUUGUAUGAUUGCAAAUCUCUUGAGGAAAUUAGAGGGAUUCCACCAAAUCUUGAAGUGGUUGAUGCUUAUGGAUGUGAAUCAUUGAGUUCAUCAAGUAGAAGAAUGUUAAUGAAUCAGGAACUACAUGAGGCUCGAUGCACUUAUUUUUAUUUCCCAAACGGAACAGAGGGGAUACCAGAUUGGUUUGAGCACCAAAGCAGGGGAGACACAAUUUCUUUCUGGUUUCGUAAAGAAAUCCCUUCUAUGACUUAUAUUUGUAUUCCUACAGAAGGCAAUAAUUGGUCGGCUGUCACAAGAGUCAAUUGUUUUGUGAAUGAAUAUGAAGAUAGAUUAUUGUCACCGCUUUAGCUAUGUGUACCUUAAGCAUACAAAUUUGUUUCAUACCCCGAAAUUGAAUGAACUCAGUAAAAGACAAUUUGAGUAUAUAAUGGACAAAGGACUUUUGAAAAAUGAAUGGAUCCAUGUGGAAUUUAAGUUGAAGGAUCGUGACAAUAUAAUAUUCAGAAAUGCACAAAUGGGAAUCCACGUGUGGAAAGAGAAAAGCAACACGGAGGAGGAGAAUGUGGUAUUUAUCAAUCCUUAUAUUAGAAAGACAAAAUCAAAUGAAUAUCUCAAUGCUUCAUUAUCACAAAAGAAACGGAAACGAAAUAAAUUUUCAAUCCGUAUAAAUCUUCAGAAAAAGAUUUGGGUGCAUCCUAAAUUCAGGGCUAGAUUCAGAAAACAAAAGGAGCACCGGACCUAGAUUCUCUCAAUUAAUCACAGGUUUGUGGUUUUCUGUUUAAACUUUUGCAUUGUUGCAGUCUAAAAUAUUGUUUGAAUUUAAUGUGCAGGAUGUUUUGUAGCACAAACAAUUCUCAUUGAAGCAUGUCUGGUGCCCAACAAGUGUUUGUGUUCGACACAUGCGAUUACAUAAAGGAGAAUACGUAGCUGUCACAUAAGGAUGCUUGGAAUCCAUCUCUCACAGCCUUCAGCUGAAUCCCUUUGGUCCAGAAUUUUUAAAAGGUGUAGUGGAGUUUGGCAACUUUCACACAAUGUCUAAUAAAUUGCAACAGAUCCUAAAAGAAUGUUGUUACAAGAAACCAUCUGUAGUUGUCUGGCUUUCGGCGUUGUCAUUCGAGAUGUGUAGAGAUGGUUCACACCACAGAAUCUAUGGCUUGUACGAAAGGGUAUUGGGUUGAAGCAACUAUGGUAAUGAGCUUUCUGAUGUACAGGAAGUAAUGUGGGAUAAAGAACUGAAUCUGACAACCGACAUUUAUAAGAUCCUUUUGCAUGAGUCACGACUUCCGUUCUUAAGAAUCAAACUACGGUGCUCUGGUAUUGAUAUAGUGAGACCUGAUGUAAGGUUUUGUGGAGGAUGUUUGUGCUGCAGAUAUUGUUUGAAUUUGAUGCUUUCAUUACUGUAUGUUUACAAGCAAGGAUUAGCUUGUAGAAUCAAUACAUGUAGAAGUACAUGUAAAUUCUGGAUGGCAACCUUGGAUAAUAAAUUUCUAUGUUUUACUUGCUUGUAGAA